AAUCCCGUCUAGACUUUCCCCACUUACGUGAUCUCAAAUUUCUCUCGCAUCCACCAGGCACCCCCAGCACUCUCCUGCAUCCAAACACACACACACCCCAAAUAAUCCUCCGAGGUUCACACCCAUCCGCAAAAUGCCCCGAAUACCUCUCGCCCCGCUCGAAUUCCUCACCCAAACCCGCUACGUCAUUCAUUUGACAACCGGCAAACGCCUCGUGCUGUUCCGCCUCCCCACCAUCGAGCCAUCCGCCACCCCCGCACAGAACGAAGCGAACGGAUGGUCCUACUACGCCAUGGAAGCGGAGUGCCCGCACGCCGGCGGGCCGAUGCAGGACUCGUCGGUCGACAUUGAGGACUCCGCGUACGUGGUCUCGUGCCCGUGGCAUGCGUACGACUUCAACGUGGAAACGGGGGAGUCGAGCGUGGGUAUCACGGCGUGCACGUUUGCCGUCGAUGUGCGGGGGGCAGAGGGCGGGGGGCAGGUGAUGCUGGAAUACCCGGAGGAAGGGGUGGGGGUGGUCAAGCUGGAGGCUGUCAGCGAGAGGAUGCAACUAAAGGAGCCGAAGCAGGCUAAGAAGCUGGACCGGAGGGACGACAGCGCCGCCACUCAACCGGUGGAAGAGGGUAAUACCACCCCCGCAGGACCGGCGGUCUAUCUUGAUAACAACGCGACGGUCUGCGACUGGUGCGCGCACAUCCUCAACACAUCGAACCCGGAGCACAAGAUCGAGUUGACGGCACACCUGUUUUCCAUAUUCACGGCCCGCGAAGGAACAACCGACCAAAUGGAGAUUGGGGAUGGCACUGGCGUAAAUUUGCCCGCGAUGCCGCCACGGGACGGGCUAGUCGAUAUCAAGCCGGGCCAGAUGCCCCGUGCGGGACGCGGAGGCACGCAGAAGAGCCGUAUCAUGAUGCUGCAUGCGCUGGCGAACAUCGAGCAAUGGGCCAUCGAUCUGGCGGUGGACAUCUGCGUGCGGUUUGCGUCGUUCCGCACGAAGGGGGACGAAUCGCGGGGUCUGCCACGGGCGUUCUUCCAUGACUGGUUGAAAGUUGCCAGCGACGAGGCGAAGCAUUUCUCCCUGCUGCGGGCGCGGCUGGAGGAGAUGGGCUCGUACUUUGGGGCGAUUCCCGUACAUCAUGGGCUGUGGGAGUCGGCGACGCUGACGGGACAUGAUCUGCGGGCGAGGAUUAGUAUCAUUGCGCUGGUGCAUGAGGCGCGCGGACUGGAUGUGAAUCCGAUGACGAUUGAGAAGUUCCGCAAGGCUGGGGAUACAGAAAGUGUGCAGUCGCUCGAGAUCAUCCACAACGACGAAAUUACGCAUGUGACGACGGGGCAUCGGUGGUUGACGUGGAUCUGCGCGCAGGAGCACACGGACCCUGUGCAGGUGUUCCGGUCGAAUGUGCAGCAGUACUGGGUGGGAGCGCUGCGGGAGCCGUUCAACACAGAGGCGCGCAUGCAGGCGGGUCUGGACGAGCGGUAUUAUGGAAAUCUCGUGGGAUAUGGCAAGGCUUGAGGUAGUGUCACCCGUCCCCUCACAGUCUACAUAUCGAGCGUCCGUGUAGCGUGCCUGUGCAGGCACAAGCAGCCAUGCUACCAGACCACGCAGGCAGCUGCACACUGUACAUAGCAUAUCAUUUUAGCGAGCAAAAGCCCAUAUCACCACUAAUUCCCAAAAAAACAUCCAGAUGUAUCGGCUGUGAAAUCCUGGAACCCUUGCCUAGCAUCAGUACGAAGUGAAACUCCCAUCCAAUCCUCAGAUCCUAUCUUCCAACUCAUCCGCAUAAU
Molecule: messenger RNA, 1785 nt
Organism: Aspergillus saccharolyticus JOP 1030-1
Lineage: Eukaryota; Fungi; Ascomycota; Eurotiomycetes; Eurotiales; Aspergillaceae
Product: Rieske [2Fe-2S] domain protein
Exons: 1
Coding region: 134-1513 (459 amino acids)
Molecular function (GO): 2 iron, 2 sulfur cluster binding
Source: RefSeq, a predicted model, not a curated record